AUGGACACUGACCCGGGAUUUAUCGCCGCCGUGGAAGAGGCUCGCCAAGGUGCCGCGGAAGGGGGAAUUCCUAUAGGAGCCUGCUUGAUAUCAAAGGAUGGAGAGAUACUGGGUCGCGGACAUAACAUGAGAGUGCAGAAAGGUAGUGCAACUCUACACGGCGAGAUUUCUGCUCUUGAGAAUUCCGGUCGUCGCUCAGCUUCCGCCUACGAAGGCGCAACAAUGUAUACUACCUUGUCGCCGUGUGAUAUGUGCACCGGUGCCUGCGUCCUAUACAAGAUUAAGCGCGUUGUCGUUGGCGAAAACAAGAAUUUCGUGGGAGGCGAGCAAUAUCUGCAGAACCGGGGAAUUGACGUGGUCGUUCUGCAGAAUGAAGAAUGUAUUCAGCUCAUGGAGAAUUUCAUCAAAGAGAAGCCCCAGCUAUGGAACGAGGAUAUUGCAGUUUGA
Talaromyces proteolyticus is the source of this 447-nucleotide messenger RNA. Its product is annotated as putative cytosine deaminase. Gene Ontology annotation, cellular component: nucleus; cytoplasm. Gene Ontology annotation, molecular function: diaminohydroxyphosphoribosylaminopyrimidine deaminase activity. NCBI's taxonomy places the organism in Eukaryota, Fungi, Ascomycota, Eurotiomycetes, Eurotiales, Trichocomaceae. The transcript is spliced from 3 exons. The coding region runs from base 1 to 447 and encodes 148 amino acids. The record is from RefSeq and is a predicted model, not a curated record.